Molecule: messenger RNA, 1451 nt
Organism: Paramecium sonneborni
Lineage: Eukaryota; Ciliophora; Oligohymenophorea; Peniculida; Parameciidae
Source: the annotation of a GenBank genome assembly
AUGCACAACCCAUAAGACCAAUUAAAAAAAGCAUUAAAAAGAUAUAACAAUCCAGAUAAGGCCAAUAAUAAUCGCAAUUGUAGAUCUUAAUAACUUUAAAUGCCUUAAGUUCCAAAAGGAAUGCUAAGCAUGAAUAGCGCAUUAAAGUCUGAACGAAAUGCUAAAUUAAGUGAUACAGGUAAAAGAUAAUUAUAUUUUAGAUACAACUGAUGUCACUCAUUAUAAUCUCAAUUUUUCAUAACCAAUUCAAUCCUCAAAUUAAGUUGAACAUUUGGACCUAAACUUCUUUAAAAUUUAACUUUGCAAAAUUCCAGGUAGCCAUAGCCAUAAACAUUGCCCAUUUUAUCACAAUGCUAAAGAUAGAAAAAGGUAUACAAAUUAACAAAAUUAGAAAUAAUACUUAAUAUUCAUCGGAAUUAUGUACAAAUGUAGAAAAUAAUCAAUAAUGUCCUUAUGGUGAUAAUUGCAAUAAAGCACAUAAUAGAGUUGAAUAACUAUAUAGAGCGGACAAUUAUAAGACUAAAUUCUGUUCAUUUUAUCCAAAUAAUAUAUCUUAAUGUGAUUAUGGAAAAUUUUGUUCUUUUGCACACUCUGAAGCAGAUAUAGUUAUAGAAUUAAUUCAUAAUUUAGAAUAUGAUGAUGAUUUCUUUAUGUUUUAUUAUAAGAGUGUAUGGUGUCCUUUCAAUCUUACACAACAUGAUAAAGCUUUAUGUGUAUAUGCUCAUAAUUGGUAAGAUUUUCGAAGAAAACCAUAAAUUUAUUAAUAUAAUCCAAUUCCAUGUUAAAGUUGGAAUACUGGAGAAUAUAUCUUAGAAUAUUACAAUGGAUGUUAGGAAGGUUUUAAUUGUAGUAAAUGUCAUGGUUGGAAAGAAUUAGAAUAUCAUCCAAUGUUGUUUAGAACAAAAUAAUGUAUAAAUUAACAUUGUUAAAAGAGUGAUUGUUCAUUUUAUCAUAAUAAUUAAGAGAAAAGGUAAAAAAGGAUUAAAAUAAUUAUUAGAUGCAUUGAUUAAUUAUCUCAAUUUAGAGUAUUUAAGAUAGUUCCUAGAAAUAGAAUUGUAUAGAAUACGUUUAAGGUUAGAGAUUAGAGUCUUUUAAAUUCAUAGAGAAAUGUAAGUAAUAAGUCUUAGGAUUUAACGUUGAGUUAUUAGAAAUAUUGCAGUACAAGUGAUUAGUAAUGGCUUGGACAUAAUUUACAGAAUAGUUUUUAAUAUGAUUAGGAUUCAGAUGAAGGAAAAUAAAAUAAUAAAGGAUAACAUUAUUAGACAACAUUAAUUUCGAUUUAAGAAAGAACAGGUAAAUAUAUAUGAUUAGAAUAUGAAGAUUCUGAUGAAUUAAAAGAUUUAAAAGACUUAAUGAGAAAGAAAUCAAAUUCAGUUAUUGAAGAUAAAUAAAAUAAUGAAGAUAAUGAGCAUGUUAGAACAGUUUUGAAAAUGAUUGACAUGGACCAGUGA